Messenger RNA from Ooceraea biroi (clonal raider ant), 1133 nucleotides. RefSeq lists its product as uncharacterized. NCBI's taxonomy places the organism in Eukaryota, Metazoa, Arthropoda, Insecta, Hymenoptera, Formicidae. The record is from RefSeq and is a predicted model, not a curated record.
UCCAUUUUCCGCAUGUAUAAAAGUUUUUAUUAGUUUUGUAAAAGGGAUGAAUCUCGCAGGUAAGAAUCAGUUUCAUAAAACACACAUAAAGUUAAUAAAUAAAAAAGACUAUAACAUACAACAUACUUGAUGUACUCAUAAAUGUAUUAUAUAUACUCAUUACUUAUCUCAACGCGUUGCAACAAAAAACAAGACAAAAUAUCUUGACAGUAUGACAAUCUUAACAUAAUCCUAUUAACGUUUUAGGUUCUCGUAAUUUAUCGGGAAAUGAAUCUUACGACGAACUGGACUUCCUGAUUGACGGACGUGGUCGACCCGUUCAAGAGAAUCCUUACGAGGAUGACUUUGUGAUGACGCAACGACGUUUUAAAGAGCGAGCGUCCGCCGCGUUCGAGGAGGAUAUGGCGGAACUGAGACGCAAGAGGCGGGACAUGCAGGAUCGCAUUUUCGACGUAAUCGACUUGAACGCCGAGAUCGAGAAGGCCAAGAACACGCUGGAGGCAGCCGGAAUAGCGUUCCAGCGACACGCGACAUCCAAGUUUGAUCAGGAUGAAGACGAUCAGUCGAUGUCCUUGGUGCAGAGGCUCGACAGAACGCGUAAAAUCGCCAACAUGGAUGUGGUGGUGGAGAAGCCGAAGCCCAAGCCCUUCCUGAUGAAGUGGAUUAAAGUGCCGGCCGAGGAACCGGAUACUCAACCGGCUGCUCAAGGGAGACAGCGUAGGAUCAACUCGUUGAUCGAUACCAGCGAGAUCACUGAUCCAUUGGAGACAAUCGCGAUGCAGCCAAUAAAGCGGAAAUUCUUGAAGAGGAAGAAGAGCGUCUCGUUUUAAGAAAUGACGAUGUGUGCCUCCUGUGUUACUUCAGCUUGUCAAGAUUUAUCACAAACUAUUUUAAAGACUGGUUUCUGGAAAUUCGACAACGUCUUUCUUUUCUACAUUAUGGAUAUAUUCUGAUUGCUAAUUGUUUAAUUAAGAUUUUGUUCAAGUGGCCAUUAAUUAUAUCCAUUUAAUUAUUCAUGACGUUUCUUCUGCUAUUUUCUUGAACUCAUUACUGUUUGUUACAAUCGUAUAUUAAUAGAAAAAUAGUUAUGUAUUUAAUAAACAUUAAGUGUUAAAUAAAAGUGACGAAAAAUG